UCGCACUCCGAACCAAAUAUGGUUCCCGACCCUAAGCGGCAGAUUGGCUGGCGACAGAUCCCGGCAUGACGGGAGCAUUAGCUUGUUGUGUCCAUUUGAACGCAGUCGGUCAUUUGCAAGGUCAAUACAGUCUUUUGCUAUCGUCUCCCGUCCUAAAAGGUUGCCUUUUCGAGGGUUUCAGGCUAACUGGAGGAAGCCGGCUGCUCAAUAAGGUAAGGUGCUUCCGAACGGCUACUAAAGGAGGAAGGCAGAGAGGGAGGGCGAUGGAGGAGAGGCAGCGAACGCUUAGGGCGGCGGCGGAGAGGUUUGUGGAGACUAAAAUGGCUGGCCGCGACGCUUCACACGAUGCGGCCCACGCUUUCAGAGUUCGCGACCUCGCACUCUCGCUCGCCAUGGAGGAGGGAUUGGAAAGUCAUUGUUUGGAAAUAGUGGAGCUUGCCGCUCUCCUCCAUGAUAUAGGAGAUUACAAGUAUAACAAGGACUUUGUUGAGGACACGAUGAUAGUGGAGAAUUUCCUUGAAGAGGAGGGAGUGGAAGAGAGCAGAAGGAAGAAGAUACUGGACAUCAUAAAAAGAAUGGGCUUCAAAAAUGAAUUACAAAAAACCUGCGUAGAUUCUUCACUUGAAUUUGGUGUUGUGCAAGAUGCUGAUCGUUUGGAUGCUAUAGGUGCCAUUGGAAUUGCUCGAUGCUUUACUUAUGGCGGAAGCACUAAUCAGAUAUUACAUGAUCCUGAGAUAUCCCCUCGGCAGAAUUUAUCAAAGGAAAAAUAUAUGAACAGAGCUGAGAAGUCGACAUCAAUCAAUCAUUUUCAUGAGAAGCUUUUUAAAUUGAAGAAUAUUAUGAAGACUGAGGCUGGGAGGAGGAGAGCUGAGAAGAGGCAUAAAUUCAUGGAGACUUUUAUAGAGGAAUUCUAUGAAGAAUGGAGUGGAAGAGCUUGAGUUUUUCUUCUGACCUUUAUGAUGCAUGCGAGGCAUUGAGCUCUUCUAACGCACCCAUGAUUGAGGGCUUCCUCGAGGCCUAAAGAUGUGAACUUGGCUCACAGCGAUAACUUAAAGAAGAUGCCUCUCAAAUGACCUCAGUUUGGCUUUAUUAGAAGCGGCGGCAAGUUUUUCUCCUUAUUUCCUGGCUUAUUUGAAUAGAUGUUUUACCCGCAUAAUUGUACUUAUUUAAAAAUAUAAUUCCUUUCAACUAAUAAUUUGUGUUAAACCAUAAACGUUAUAUAGAUUAUUCCUUUCCUACUACAUGUUUCUAG
Molecule: messenger RNA, 1252 nt
Organism: Phalaenopsis equestris
Lineage: Eukaryota; Viridiplantae; Streptophyta; Magnoliopsida; Asparagales; Orchidaceae
Exons: 9
Coding region: 66-938 (290 amino acids)
Source: RefSeq, a predicted model, not a curated record